AUGGAUCCAAUUCUAUUGAGUCUGACCCAUAGUGAUCAUUUCUCUUUAGCAAAGAAUGACCUUGGUUAUCAAAGGAUUGAACAACCGAGAUCCAUUUACUUAUGA
Molecule: messenger RNA, 105 nt
Organism: Zea mays
Lineage: Eukaryota; Viridiplantae; Streptophyta; Magnoliopsida; Poales; Poaceae
Source: the annotation of a RefSeq genome assembly